Caenorhabditis elegans is the source of this 933-nucleotide messenger RNA. It is a transcript of the gene zhp-2, whose product is annotated as Zip homologous protein 2. The transcript is spliced from 5 exons. The record is from RefSeq and is marked reviewed. The coding region runs from base 20 to 742 and encodes 240 amino acids. Gene Ontology annotation, molecular function: SUMO transferase activity. Gene Ontology annotation, cellular component: chromosome; synaptonemal complex. Gene Ontology annotation, biological process: reciprocal meiotic recombination. Lineage: Eukaryota; Metazoa; Nematoda; Chromadorea; Rhabditida; Rhabditidae.
UUUAAGACUCGAAACACGUAUGGAUUGGAUCCAAUGCAAUCAUUGUGGCAUUAAACCAAAUCAAACGAAACUGUACCUAACAGCAUGCGGUCACGUUUUCUGUCAAAACUGUACGAAAGCUGCAUUUAACUCGCAGUGCUACUUGUGUAAAAAACCGCUAAAGGUGGAUGAAAUCAAUAAAAACUUGCGACCUGAUUUGAUGGAAUUGUUCAAAGAUCCGCGACAGCUGGCGUCAGACCUGGUCAACGAGCUGAAACAAGUUGUCGCAUUUCAGGCGAAACAGCGAGAAAUAUAUGUAAAAUGUAAAAACGCCGAGGCGAAAAAAGAUACCGAGCGAUUCGCCGAAGCACGCUCAAAACACGUGGAAAAGACUCAAGAAAUCGAAAAACGAAAGAAAGCUUUCCUUGAAGAUAAUGUCAAACUGAAAAAUGCAAAAGAGGAAAAGAAUCAGCUGAUGGCCAGGCUGAAGGAACUACGCGAACAACCAUCUCAAAAUCUUUCUGUAAAUAAACGCCGAUCGAACACUCGAACUGAGCCGCCUUUCUCGAAGAUAUCCCGAACUGGUCCUCCCUCUGUGAUGCGAAAAGCUAGUCAUGAAUUUUCAUUAAACCUGCGUGAUCAGUCAACGUCCAAGAUUCUCACCAGCACUCCUCUCUCCAAUAUCGAUUAUAGUCGCCGUGAUCAUAGGAAUAGAUUGUUUGGCGCAGGACUUGAGCAUCCGUCGCCAAUUCUUCGUCAAUAAAACUCCCUGUAUGUCACCUCCGUAUUUUUAUCCUUUUUCCACAAUUUUUAUUUCUAUUCAAAAUCAAAGGUUUAUUGCCCCCGUAAUAUCUCCCAAAGAAUAUUUAUUCCCCUCUUCACUUUCACAGUAUUUGCAUCUUUAUCGUUUUGUAACAUCACCUGCAGAUUUUGUAAACUAAAGAUUUAUUGAUU